CCGCGCUCCGCCGCCAGAGUUAGCAGGACAUCAGUAUGAGCUGGUCACCUUCCCUGCCAACCCAGACAUGCGGGGCCUGGGAAAUGAAAGAACGGCUUGGGACAGGGGGAUUUGGGAACGUCAUCCGAUGGCACAAUCAGGAAACAGGCGAGCAGAUCGCUAUCAAGCAGUGCCGGCAGGAGCUUAGUCCCCGGAACCGCGAGCGCUGGUGCCUGGAGAUCCAGAUCAUGAGGAGGCUGAACCACCCCAACGUGGUGGCCGCCCGGGACGUCCCCGAGGGCAUGCAGAGCCUGGCUCCCAACGACCUGCCCCUGCUGGCCAUGGAGUACUGCCAGGGAGGGGACCUGCGGAAGUACCUGAACCAGUUUGAGAACUGCUGUGGCCUGCGGGAAGGAGCCAUCCUCACCUUGCUGAGCGACAUCGCCUCUGCACUUAGAUACCUUCACGAAAACAGGAUCAUCCAUCGGGAUCUAAAGCCAGAAAACAUCGUCCUGCAGCAAGGGGAACAGAGAUUAAUACACAAAAUUAUUGACCUAGGAUAUGCCAAGGAGCUGGACCAGGGCAGUCUGUGCACUUCCUUUGUGGGGACCCUGCAGUACCUGGCCCCUGAGCUGCUAGAGCAGCAGAAGUACACGGUGACAGUGGACUACUGGAGCUUCGGCACCUUGGCCUUCGAGUGUAUCACGGGCUUCCGGCCCUUCCUGCCCAACUGGCAGCCCGUGCAGUGGCACUCCAAAGUCCGGCAGAAGAGUGAGAUGGACAUCGUGGUGAGUGAGGACCUGAACGGAGCCGUGAAGUUCUCCAGCUCGUUACCCCACCCGAGCAAACUCAACAGCGUCCUGGCCCAGCGGCUGGAGAAGUGGCUGCAGCUGAUGCUGAUGUGGCACCCCCGACAAAGAGGCACCGACCCCGUCUAUGGGCCCAAUGGCUGCUUCAAGGCCCUGGACGACAUCUUAAACUUGAAGCUGGUUCACGUCUUGAACAUGGUCACGGGCACCAUUCACACCUACCCUGUGGCAGAGGACGAGAGUCUGCCUAGCUUGCAGGCCCGGAUCCAGCAGGACACAGGCAUCCCUGAGGAGGACCAGGAGCUGCUGCAGGAAGCGGGUCUGGCCUUGAACCCCGACAAGCCCGCCGCUCAGUGCGCCUCCGACGGCAAGCUGAACGAGGGCCGCACCCUGGAUAUGGAUCUCGUUUUCCUCUUUGACAACAACAGGGUCGCCUAUGAGACCCAGAUCUCCCCACGGCCCCAGCCUGAAAGCGUCAGCUGUAUCCUGCAAGAGCCCAAGAGGAGCCUCCCGUUCUUCCAGCUGAGGAAGGUGUGGGGUCAGGUCUGGCACAGCAUCCAGGCCCUGAAGGAGGACUGCGGCCGCCUGCAGCAGGGCCAGCGCGCCGCCAUGAUGAAUCUGCUCCGGAACAACAGCUGCCUGUCGAAGAUGAAGAAUUCCAUGGCCUCUAUGUCUCAGCAGCUCAAGGCCAAGCUGGAUUUCUUUAAAACCAGCAUCCAGAUUGACCUGGAGAAGUACAGUGAGCAGAGGGAGUUUGGGAUCACAUCAGACAAGCUGCUGCUGGCCUGGAGGGAGAUGGAGCAGGCCGUGGAGCUCUGUGGACGGGAGAACGAGGUGAAGCAGCUGGUGGAGCGGAUGAUGGCGCUACAGACGGACAUCGUGGACCUGCAGCGCAGCCCCCUGGGCCGGAAGCAGGGCGGGACGCUGGACGACCUCGAAGAGCAGGCACGGGAGCUUUACCGGAGGCUGAGGGAGAAGCCCCGAGACCAGCGAACUGAUGGCGACAGUCAGGAAAUGGUACGGCUGCUCCUGCAGGCAAUCCAAGGCUUUGAGAAGAAAGUGCGAGUGAUCUAUACGCAGCUCAGUAAGACUGUGGUCUGCAAGCAGAAGGCUCUGGAGCUGCUGCCCAAGGUGGAGGAGGUGGUGAGCUUAAUGAGCGAGGAUGAGAAGACUGUGGUUCGGCUGCAGGAGAAGCGGCAGAAGGAGCUCUGGAACCUCCUGAAGAUCGCUUGUAGCAAGGUCCGAGGUCCCGUCAGUGGAAGCCCGGACAGCAUGAACACGUCCCGCCUAAGUCACCCCAGCCAGCUGCUGUCGCAGCCUUGCCCAGCCCCUGACAGCUUACCCGAGGCCGUCACGAAGAGUGAAGACCUCGUGGCUGAAGCACACACCCUGUGCACCCAGCUGGAAAACGCCCUACAGGACACCAUGAAGGACCAGGACCAGAGCUUAAGGUCUCUAGACUGGAGCUGGUUGCAGUCGGGGGAGGAGGAGCAGCACAGCCUGGAGCGGGCCUCCUGACGGGGGGCAGCCCCCACCCUGCCGGGCUGCCUGGC
Molecule: messenger RNA, 2341 nt
Organism: Lipotes vexillifer (Yangtze River dolphin)
Lineage: Eukaryota; Metazoa; Chordata; Mammalia; Artiodactyla; Lipotidae
Gene: IKBKB
Product: inhibitor of nuclear factor kappa B kinase subunit beta
Exons: 22
Coding region: 36-2306 (756 amino acids)
Biological process (GO): peptidyl-serine phosphorylation; positive regulation of transcription by RNA polymerase II; tumor necrosis factor-mediated signaling pathway
Cellular component (GO): cytoplasm; IkappaB kinase complex
Molecular function (GO): IkappaB kinase activity; ATP binding
Source: RefSeq, a predicted model, not a curated record